CAUUCUAGAAUCUCUAUUAGGGUUACGCUACAGAGGCCGCAACAGGGCUCCAGAACUUUUCCCACUAAACCCCUUCCGCCUCCGCCUCCAUCCUGCAUCUCCGUUUCUAAACGCCAAUUCAACCCUCCUCUUCCUCAUUACUCAUCGAAUUGCGACGAAAGAAUUCGUCAUAAAGAGGCUAUACACUGCUCGCUUUUCUUUUCUCUUCUCUCUCUCAUACACUUUGUGGAUUGGAAUUGUGGUGGACUCUCUUGUUAGUUAGGAGAAAGAAUGGGGAAAUCCGGUGGCCGGAAGAAGAAAGGCGGAGGUAAUCCGGCCACCGGACAGCCCUCGCCCGCGGGAACGACCCCCGCGGCCGCGCCCAACGGCGGCGGUGCCCAUGUUCCGGACGCGCCUGCCCUGCUGCGGCGCGCGCACGAGCUCAAGGAGGAAGGGAAUCGGCUCUUCCAGGCGCGGGACUACGUGGGGGCGGUUCAGCAGUACGACCUGGCUCUGAAGCUGACACCGCGCGGCCACCCGGACCGUGCCAUCUUCCACAGCAACCGGGCGGCGUGCCUCAUGCAGAUGCGGCCCGUCGACCACGAGGCCGUCGCCGCCGAGUGCUCCCUCGCCCUCCAGGCCCAGCCACGCUUCCCGCGCGCCCUCCUCCGCCGCGCCCGCGCCCUCGAUGCCCUUCGCCGCCCCGAGCUCGCCCUCCAGGACGUCCAGACCCUCCUUGAGGUCGAUCCCUCCAACAGCGACGCCCUCGACCUCGCCCGCCGCCUCCGCCCCGCCCUCUCCUCAGCCUCCGCCUCCGCCUCCCUUCCCCCCGACCUCCUCAGCCGCCCCUCCCCCGCCGCCCUCGGCGCCUCCGCCGUUCGCACCGCCGCUCCCAUCGCCGGCCUCGGCCCCUGCCUCCCCGCCCGCCCAGUCCCCAAGAAGUCCUCCCCGCCCCCGACCCCCGCUAGACCCCCCGUCACGCCUUCUAAUAACCACCACCAGCAGCAGCAGCGGCCGCCAAGCUCCUUGCUACUCCCCAAUGGUCCUCGGCCCAAAUCGCCUCCUAAGCCUGCUGCUGCUACAGAAGCCUCAUCGGGUCUUGAUAAUAAUUCAGGAUCGCAGAAGCAGCUGCAGCGGAGCGUCGGGAAGGAGUCUUCUUUGGAUUCAGCUGGUACUGCAGCAGCGGUGCUCACUCGCUGGAGGCCUCUGAAGCUUGUCUAUGACCACGACAUAAGGCUGGCCCGGAUGCCAGCCAAGUGCAGCUUCAAGACAUUGAGAGAAGUCGUGGCAAAUCGGUUCCCGUCAUCCAAAUCGGUGCUGAUCAAGUAUAAGGAUGCCGAAGGUGAUCUUGUUACUAUUACUAGCUCUGUAGAGCUUAGAUUGGCUGAAUCUUGUGCCGAUCAGCUUGCUCCUCCAAAAGAUAGCAAGGAAAGCCCUGAAAUAAAUAAGGAUGAGAAGCUUCAGGCGUUGAGGCUUCACAUUGUGGAUGUGAUCCCCGAGCAAGAACCUUCACUGCCACAAGAAGAAGAUGAAGAAGAAGAAGAGAAGCCGGUGGAGGAUGAGGGGUUGACAAAGGUGGAUGAGAGCUUGUCUCAUUCUUCCGCAGGGGAUUCUGGGUUGGAUGGUGUGGACAAUGAGGUCAUGAAGACGGACCAAGAGAAAGAGCUUCCAAAAGAAAGCGGUUUGGAUGGAAAGAAGGAAUGUGAUCAUGCUGAGUGCAAGGAAGUUGAGAUUGAUGAUUGGUUGUUUGAUUUUGCUCAGCUGUUCCGCAAUCAGGUUGGCAUUGAUCCAGAUGCUCAUUUGGACUUGCAUGAGCUUGGGAUGGAGCUGUGUUCUGAGGCACUCGAGGAAACGGUGACGAGUGAGGAAGCACAACGCCUCUUUGAGAUGGCUGCUGCUAAGUUCCAGGAGGUGGCUGCACUGGCUUUCUUCAAUUGGGGGAAUGUUCACAUGUGUGCUGCAAGGAAACGCAUCCCUCUGGAUGAGUCUUCACCCAAAGAAGUCUUGGCGGCUCAGCUACAAACAGCUUAUGAUUGGGUCCGGGAGAGGUAUGCUCUUGCUGGGCAGAAGUAUGAGGAGGCCCUUCGAAUCAAGCCUGACUUCUAUGAAGGGUUGCUUGCCUUGGGGCAGCAGCAUUUUGAGACUGCAAAGCUCCACUGGUCCUUUGCAUUGGCUAAUAAGAUUGAUCUGUCGACAUGGGACCCUGGGGAGACAAUCAAUCUAUUUAAUAGUGCAGAAGAGAAGAUGAAGGCUGCGACUGAGAUGUGGGAGAAGGUGGAAGAGCAAAGGAUUAUUGAGCUUAAAGACCCUGGGAUGAGCAAGAAAGAUGAGCUGCUGAAGAGGAGGAAGAAACAAGGGGUGCUGGAUGGCCAGGGGGAGUUGUCAGCUGAUGAGGCAGCGGAGCAAGCUGCAGUAAUGAGAUCUCAGAUACAUUUGUUUUGGGGUAACAUGCUUUUCGAGCGCUCGCAAGUGGAAUUCAAGCUUGGGGUUGGUGAUUGGAAGAAGAAUCUUGAUGCAGCUGUUGAGCGCUUUAAGCUAGCCGGGGCUUCAGAAGCUGAAAUCUCUGUGGUUCUGAAAAACCAUUCAUCCAAUGUAGCUGGUGUGGAGUCUGAUGAAGGGAAAGGAAGAAUAUCGAGCAAUGGUGCUUCUGAGACAAAUGUCAAGGAUGAAGAUAAUAGUGUGCUUGAAAAUUAACUUGAAACAAGUUUCCAUGUGGGCUGAGUACCGGAAAGCUCAUUUGAUGUGGUAAAUCUUCUUGGCUUGAAUGAAUUUGUAACCAUGGAACUGUGGAAGACCUGCCGUUUUGAGCAGCUCAUCUGAGUUGCUAGGGCUGCAAUGUAGACCUUUCCUUGUGCUUCAAUUGUUCCUUUGUGUGGAAGACUCUUGGUGCUUUGUUGACCCAGGUGUGUAUUUUCUGAAAUAUUUUACAUCAAACAAUUUCUUGAGCAACUUUGAAGGAGAAGUUUUGAUAUAAACUUGUCCAAUGUCUUUGAUGAUUUCAAUAUGCGCAUUUCUAAUUUAAUCCCAUGUGUUGCUCUUUCUUA
This is a messenger RNA of Phoenix dactylifera (date palm), 3023 nucleotides long. It is a transcript of the gene PHOX2, whose product is annotated as Octicosapeptide/Phox/Bem1p (PB1) domain-containing protein / tetratricopeptide repeat (TPR)-containing protein. Gene Ontology annotation, molecular function: protein binding. NCBI's taxonomy places the organism in Eukaryota, Viridiplantae, Streptophyta, Magnoliopsida, Arecales, Arecaceae. The record is from RefSeq and is a predicted model, not a curated record.